This is a messenger RNA of Megalobrama amblycephala (Wuchang bream), 1592 nucleotides long. RefSeq names its product C-C chemokine receptor type 2-like. Gene Ontology annotation, molecular function: chemokine receptor activity. The coding region runs from base 83 to 1153 and encodes 356 amino acids. Lineage: Eukaryota; Metazoa; Chordata; Actinopteri; Cypriniformes; Xenocyprididae. Gene Ontology annotation, biological process: immune response; chemotaxis; G protein-coupled receptor signaling pathway. Gene Ontology annotation, cellular component: membrane. The record is from RefSeq and is a predicted model, not a curated record. The transcript is spliced from 2 exons.
AGCAUCUCCUGUGCUUUGUAAAAGCUUUUUGACGGACAAGAUCACACAAAUUUCACAGAUUCAGCUAUCAUUACCAAGAGACAUGACAGAGGACUCAGGGACUGCUGUGUCAGAAAGCUAUGAAGACUACUAUAAUUCCAAAGAAGUCAUUUCCGGAACACCAUGCAAUAAUGGCAACACAAAGGCCUUCAGUGAGGUUUUCCUCCCCACCCUGUACAGCAUAGUUUUCAUCAUUGGCUUCAUUGGAAACGGCCUGGUAGUGUGGGUCCUGAUCAGAUACCGUCAAAAAUCCAAUAUGACAGAUGUGUGCCUCUUCAACCUAGCCCUAUCUGACCUACUCUUUCUUGUGUCACUCCCUUUUUGGGCUCAUGGUGCCAUAGACGAGUGGAUUUUCGGCAAAUUCAUGUGUCAUACCAUAACAGGUCUGUUCAUGAUAGGUCUCUAUGGCAGCAUCUUCUUCAUGGUCCUUAUGACACUGGAUCGCUAUGUCGUCAUCGUCCAUGCCCACAGUAUCUUUUCCAGAAAUCGGUCUUCAAAAAUGGGUUUGAUUCUCGCCUCAUUUGUAUGGAUACUCAGUCUGCUUGCAUCCCUUCCUAAUAUUAUUUUUGCCGAAGAGGAUAAGACAAGAGGCAAAACUGCCUGUGGAUCAGAUUUUCCUGGAGGUACAGCCUGGAUGUCAUUUACUUACCUUCAGAUGAACUUCCUAAGCUUGAUUAUCCCUCUGAUUAUUAUGAGCUUUUGCUAUUCCCGGAUCAUCCCCACUCUGCUCAGCAUAAAAUCACAAAAAAGGCACAAAGUCAUCAGACUCAUCCUGGCUGUGGUGGCAGUUUAUUUCCUCUUCUGGACUCCAUACAACAUUGUCAUGUUUCUCAUGUUCCUGCAGAGGAAAGGCUACAUGUAUAAUUGUGAAAUGCAUAGUAAUUUGAGCCUUGCCAUGCAGUGGGUGGAAACUAUCGCCUUAAGCCACUGUUGCCUCAACCCUAUCAUCUAUGCCUUUGCCGGACAGAAGUUCAGAGGAGCAGUUCUUAAAGUCCUAAAAGAGCAGUUUCCAUUGUGCUUCAGCCAAUGCACAAAUUUCUCUCGACAGUUAUCUGAACGCAGAAGCUCAGUCUUCUCCAGAUCUUCUGAGUAUUCCUCUACACAAAUUGCAUAGAGCAAACGGAUUCCACCAGAGAAUUAUUUUCAUUCAGAGCUCAUAUUUUUGCCAUUCCUAAGUUCCCGUUUUUAUUGAAUGUAUCAAAUUUAUCUAGAAAGUUGUCUUUGUUCUGUUUUUUGACAAUUUUGAUUGACAAUAAUGAUGUAUGUUAAGUAGGAGAAUGCAGAAUUUGACACUGUUGCUAAGAUGUUCUUCCUUGUGCGUGUAUAUUGCUAAUAUAGAAGAUUUGCAAAUGAUACCAAGAAUAGUUGUGAUAUGAAUGAUUUCAUCAGCAAUUUUAAAUAAACCCACUGUUUGUAUUUGCAUCAGGGGUUAAAAAGUGUUUAAAAAAGCGUUCAUUUUCAGUUGACUUUUUGAAAUCUUUCUUGAAGAAACUGUAUUUUUAGUUUAAGUGUAUUUUAAGUUUUGCUUUUUUGUUUUUUAGUGUUUUUUAAUA